Messenger RNA from Cetraspora pellucida, 128 nucleotides. NCBI's taxonomy places the organism in Eukaryota, Fungi, Glomeromycota, Glomeromycetes, Diversisporales, Gigasporaceae. The record is from the annotation of a GenBank genome assembly.
AUUAGAGACACUAAUAUGCAUAUUGUAAAAAAUCAACAAUUAGCAAAUAGAAAAAUCAGAUAUGCAAAUAGAUUUGAAAAAAUGAAAAAGGCACUUAAUAGUACUUUAGAUCUUGGAUGUGAAGAAAA